This is a messenger RNA of Harpia harpyja (harpy eagle), 5518 nucleotides long. RefSeq names its product formin homology 2 domain containing 1 (gene FHOD1). The transcript is spliced from 22 exons. Gene Ontology annotation, molecular function: actin filament binding. Gene Ontology annotation, cellular component: cytoskeleton; cytoplasm. The coding region runs from base 1077 to 5333 and encodes 1418 amino acids. Lineage: Eukaryota; Metazoa; Chordata; Aves; Accipitriformes; Accipitridae. The record is from RefSeq and is a predicted model, not a curated record. Gene Ontology annotation, biological process: actin filament network formation; cortical actin cytoskeleton organization.
CUGUGUGGGGUCAGCGUUAGUGAUGCCCGUCACAGAGGCAGAGCUGGCAGCCAGGAGCACUUGCCUGGUGCCAGCAGCCUGUGUUUGGUGCACGUUGCCAUGGCCAGCUGGCAUGGCCAGCAACCGCGGGAGGUGGAGCAGGACACUAACAACAUAACAACUGCGUCCAACCCAACAGCAGUGCCCUGCCAAAUUGCCUGUUAUCCCAAGGCUUAGUCAGGGUCAUUAAUUAUUUUAAUGCACGUGGCAUUUUUUCUUUGCCCUCUGGUUUUAAUGUCAGGCUCGCAGUGAAGUCGUACGUGCGAGCUCUCGCACGAUCUUGUGACUUGAGGAGAUGGGGCUUUCAUGGAAAGCAACCCCAGUGAGAUGCAGGAGCCGUACCCAGCAUUGCUGUGGGUCACCAGCCUGCCCUAGGGUGGCCAGGGAAGGGUUUUAUAUAAAACCCAAUAAUAGGGGUUUGUCCCCAGUCCUCAGCUCCCCAGGUAGUUACACAGCACUGCUGUGCAGAUUUGGAAAGGAGCAGCAGUUCCUUGGAGCUGGGGUGAGCUAGGAGGGGGGGGCUGCAAAUGCUUUAGGAACAGGUCCAGAUGCACUGGUGUGGCAGGGGUGCUUGAAGGCAAAUUGCCUUGUCGCAUCGGGAUUUCACCCAGGAGACCUGCCUGGGUGCUGUGGGGUGCUGCUGGGUCCCAGGUGGCUCAGGGGCUUUGUGGGUGCCAUGCCUGGAGCACCUCUGGGUGCCGUGCCUGCUGGUCAGGGUGCAGCCUGGGUUCUGUAUGUGGACUUUCAGGGAAGAUGCCCUCACCCCAGCCUUGCCUUGGGCUCUGCUUUUCCCUGUCCCACUGGAAGAUGCCACAUGGCUGUGGGCUGAGCCAGAGGCUGCAUCAGCCAGGGGACAUCCCUGUUGGAUUUGCUCUGGUUUGGGGUGUCCCUGGCUGGGCAGGGUGCCUUGGCAGUUCCCGCAGACUCAGUCCCCACAGACGGAGGUGAUUCACGUGCCCAGGUGAGGAGACAGAUCCUACCCCGGUUGCAGCCCAGCUGACUAAGGGGAGCCCCAGGGCGUGGAUCAGCCUCUUCCCAUGGCUCCCACCCAAGGGAUUGCCGAGGAGCCUGGUGGCAGCAGGCCCGCCCUCACUCUGCCUUUUCCCAGCCUGGGGCUCCAUGUUUCUCUCAGUCCGCCACUAAGCUGGGGCAGAGGGUGCUGGGGCAUCUCCCUGCAGGGCCAGCACUCGGGGACAGGGUGGGACCUGCCACCCUGCUCUGGGAUGUCUGUCUGGUGGGUUUGGUGCAGGUGGGAGGGUGACCCAGGGAUGCUGCAUCCUCCGGGAGCCAGGAGGGAGGUAGUGGGCACAGGGGCUCAGCCGGGCUAUCUGCAUCCCCAGCUGGAGGACUGCACGCUGCAGGUCUCUCCCUCCGGACACUACCUAGACCUCGACUUGUCCCUGCUGGAGCAGAAGGAUGAUCUGGAGGGUUUCUACGAGGAGGUCAGGAAGGGGAGACGGCCCACCCUGAUCCUGCGCACACAGCUCUCCGUCCGAGUCCACGCUAUCAUUGAGAAGCUGUACAACUCGCAGGGGCCAGAGCUGCGGCGAUCCCUCUUCUCCCUCAAGCAGCUCUUUCAGGAGGACAAGGACCUGGUGCCGGAGUUUGUGAACCUGGAUGGGCUGACGUGCCUGAUCAAAGUAGGCGCAGAGGCCGACCAGAACUACCAGAAUUACAUCCUCCGGGCCUUGAGCCAGAUCAUGCUCUUCGUGGAUGGGAUGCAGGGUGUCAUCAACCACAAUGAGACUGUCCAGUGGCUGUACACGCUGUCGGGAAGCCCAUUUCGCCUGGUGGUGAAGAUGGCACUGAAGCUGCUGCUGGUGUUCGUGGAGUACACGGAGCCCAACGCCCUGCUCCUCAUCCGUGCUGUCAAUGCCGUGGACAGGGCAAGAGGCAUGUGCCCGUGGUCCAACCUGAUGGCCAUCCUGGAGCAACGCAACGGGGCUGACACGGAGCUGCUGGUGUUUGCCAUGACGCUGAUCAACAAGACACUGGCAGCCCUCCCAGACCAGGACACCUUCUACGACGUGACGGACUGCCUGGAGCAGCAGGGCAUGGAGCGGGUGGUGCAGCAGUACCUGGGCAGCAAGGGCACCGACCUCGACUUGAAGCAGCAGUUCACGCUCUACGAAAGCGCUCUGAAGCUGGAGGAUGGGGUAGAGGAGCCACCCCCGGGGGGACGCAAGGAGAGGAGGAGGACGGAAGAGGGCCGGCGUGGGUGGCGAUCCCAGGGUGGCUGCCCGGAGCCUGGCCCCGAUGCCCAGCUGCUGUUGGGGUCUCCUGACACUCCGAAGGAGCCCCUCAUCGAGGACACCCCGGCUGUCCCUACGCCAAGCAGCCUGGCAGAACCCUGUCCCAGCAGCAUCUACAACAGCGCAUCCAGCGUGCGGCUGGCCCUGGCCUCCCCGCCGGCCGAGAAGGAGCAGCCCCCGGGCCCAGGCGAGCGCAGCAUCUACAAGCUGCGCCAAACUGCCCCUGUCUGGCGGGAGGAUGCCCCCUCUUUGCAUGGGGACAAGCCUAUUUUGAGGAAGUUUGAAGCUCGCUUCUUGGAGAACCUGGCUGCAGCCCAGAAGGAGAAGAUCUCUUCCAUGGCCAAGGGACGGCUUGAUGUCCUCGGCGAUGCUGCGCUGGAGCAUCCCACCACUCUUGCGUGGGACAGGGACAGCGGCACCCCUGACCCUGGGAUGGAGCCACCCAGUAUAAGGUCUCGCCUAGCUCGGCCAGACACCACUGACUCCUGCAGCACCAUCUCCUCUGACACCAAGUUUAUGCUGGACAUGCUCUAUGCCAAGGGCUCCUUGGAGCCGGGGAGGGAGAAGGUCUUCUCUGAGGUCCCAUCGUCCCUCCUGGUCCAGGGCGAGGUGGAGAUGGACGCUGAGGGAGGUGGCAGUCGGGAGCAGGAGGGUACCUGGCACCAUGGCAGGGCUCCAGACGGGCCAGUGGCCAGCGCCCACGCCAAGCUGGCACGUGCCAUGUCCAGCGUAGAUGCUGAGACCCACAUGCAGAAACUGGAGAACACUGGGAUGAUGCCCAUCAAGAAGGAUGUGGAGCUGACGUGGGAGCACCUGGAGGCCAGCCCCAUGCAGCUGAAGAUCAAGGACCUGGACUUCACUGAUUUGGGGGAAGAAGAAGACUUUGACAUCUUGGACAAAGGGCCCAUGGCCAAUGGCUCCUUCCUCCCACCCGGUAUUGAAGCUACAAGUGCUGGAGCCCUCAUGGUUCCUCCUCCACCUCCUGCGGUCCCUGGCUGCCCACCACCUCCACCUCCACCUCCUGCGGUCCCUGGCUGCCCACCACCUCCACCUCCACCUCCUGCGAUCCCUGGCUGCCCACCACCUCCACCUCCACCUCCUGCGGUCCCUGGCUGCCCACCCCCCCCAGGACUGCCAGGCCCUCCAGCAACAGAUGGCCCCUCCCAGGCCAAGAAGAAGAGGACAGUGAAGCUCUUCUGGAAGGAGCUGAAGCAGCUGGAUGGCACUGUGGGGCUGGGCAGGUUUGGCCAGGCGACACUGUGGGCGUCCCUGCAGAACGUCGAGGUCAAUGCUGCCAAACUGGAGCAUCUCUUUGAGUCACGGUCAAAGGAAGUGCCAACUUCAAAGAAGGCCAUUGAUGGGAAGAAGGUGGUGGUGGUGCUGGACCCCAAGAGGAGCAAUGCCAUCAACAUUGGCCUCACGGUGCUGCCACCCAUACACAUCAUCAAGACAGCCGUGCUCAACUUUGAUGAGUUUGCGGUCAAUAAGGAAGGGAUUGAGAAAAUCCUGACCAUGGUCCCGACUGAGGAGGAGAAGCAGAAGAUCCAGGAGGCCCAGCUGGCCAACCCUGAUGUGCCUUUGGGCUCUGCAGAGCAGUUCCUGCUCGCCCUCUCUUCCAUCAGUGACCUCACGGCCAGGCUCCAGCUCUGGGCCUUCAAGCUGGACUACGAGAGCCUGGAGCAGGAGAUUGCAGAACCGCUCUUUGAUCUGAAGGUGGGCAUGGAGCAGCUGGCCAGAAAUCACACCUUCAAGUGCAUCCUGGCCACACUGCUGGCCAUGGGCAACUUCUUGAAUGGCUCCCAGAGCAGAGGCUUUGAGCUGGGCUACCUGGAGAAGGUCUCAGAAGUGAAGGACACGGUGCACCGGCAGUCCCUGCUCCACCAUCUCUGCCAGAUGGUGGUAGAGAAGUUCGCAGAAACCACUGACCUCUACUCAGAGAUUGCCUCCAUCACCCGCUCCGCCAAGGUUGACUUUGACGAGCUGGCCAACAGCCUGGUGCAGCUGGAGCGGAGGUGCAGGGCCUCCUGGGACAACCUGAAGGUGAUUGCCAAGCACGAGACCAAGCCGGUGCUGAAGAGCAAGCUGACGGACUUCCUCAAGGACAGCACCCAGCGCAUUGUCGUCUUGAAGGUGGUACACAGGCGCAUCCUCAAUAGGUUUCACUCCUUCCUGCUGUACCUGGGGUACCCAGCAAGCACGGCACGGGAUGUGAAGGUGACACCCAUCUGCAAGCUGCUGCGGGAGUUCGCCCUGGAGUACCGCACCUGCCGGGAGCGUGUCCUGCAGCAGCAGAAGAAACGGGCUGCCCACCGUGAGCGCAACAAGACCCGGGGACGGCUCAUCACUGAGACCGAGAAGUUCUCUGGCAUCGCUGAGACUGCUUCACCACCCGCCGUGGUGUCCAGCGGCCCUGAGGAACAGAUGGAAGCGGGUCAUGAGAGCAUGAAAAGCCUGCUGACCUCCCCCGUGGAUGCCCCUGCCCGCCGCAACCGGGCCAGCCGGGGGACAGGGCACACCACCCCGGCCCAGGGCUCUCCAGCCCAGGAGGACGUUCCCAGCUCCCCAGACGAUGCUUCAGAUGAAAUCAUGGACCGGCUGGUGAAAUCGGUGACUCACAAUGCCAACCCCCGGCCCUGCACCAACAAGGAGCGCAGGAGGUCCCGUGGCAAUAGGAAGUCCUGUAAGUCCUGCUCCUGUCUCUGUACUCUGUCCCAUCUCUGUGGCCCUGCCCAGAUGCUUUUUCCCCAUCUCUGUGUCUGUCCCACCUCUGUGGCCCUGUCCCUGUACCCUGUCCCUGUACCUGUACUCUGUCCCAUCUCAGUGUCCCUGUACCCUGUCUCACCUCUGUGGCCCUGCCUCUGUACUCUUUCCUGUGUCCCUGCCCAGAUGCUCUGUCCCAUCUUUAUGUCCCUGUCCCAUCUCUGUCUCUACCCCUGUGUCCUGUCCCGUUUCUGUUCCCAUGCUCUGUCCCCAUGCCUUGUCCCAUCUCUGUGUCCGUGUCCCCAUGCCCUGCCUGGCGACUUCCCCACUGGCCACCCCUGACCUCCCAUGUUGAGCCCACCAGGCCACAGCAGAAGGUACCCCGAGACCAGACCAUGCCACUGCACCCCAUUGGCACCCCUCCCCUCCCCAGCAUGCCAGGACCACCAUGUCCGGGCAGGCACCCAUCAUGUGGGGACCCUGGCAGCCAGCGCUGCUCGUGCUGUCACUGCCAUGCUCUCCUCUUC